This is a messenger RNA of Oncorhynchus mykiss (rainbow trout), 5721 nucleotides long. The record is from RefSeq and is a predicted model, not a curated record. Lineage: Eukaryota; Metazoa; Chordata; Actinopteri; Salmoniformes; Salmonidae.
GACCGUACAAGCAAAGCGGAAAGAAAAUGGCGGCCGUGGCUGCGGAGCCAGGAGCUGCUGCGGCAUCAACAACAACAGCGGGGAACAGUGGUGAUUUCGAACCGGAACCGGUGCCGGAGGCCAAAAUCGACUUCGAUGCGACGCAGGAGUACGCACCAGUAAUGGACCAUGUUCACCAACUCAAGGAUGGGGAUGCAGUUCAGGAAUGCAACCAGGUCCAAAUGGAGCUAGUGAGCAGGCCAGACCUAGAAGCAGCGGGAAAAGCCCUCGCUGCUAGUGCAGAGGAUGAACAGAUCGAGGCAGGCUGUCUUGGGGUCGGUGUAGAAAAAACGGAGAACCAUGCUCUCGAGGGCUUUGGUUCCAAAUACACCAUGUCGCGAGCGGAACGUUUGAAACAGUUUUUUUCGCCGAAUGUUGAACCUGCAAACGAGGUCAGUAAGCACGAGCCCUACGCCUGCCUUCAGAAUAGCCCCAUCUCCGAUUCACAGCCAUCGGUGGUCUUUUUGCAUUCGUUCCCUGCGCAACCUGUGGCUACGGAGGCUGGGCUGUCGUUAGCAGAACCAGCAGAACCCAUUAUAGAUUACGAUAAGAACCCAGAAUUAACCCAACCUACUAAUAUCGAGUGUGACUAUAGAGCUUUAAUUAAACCGUCUCACGAGGCUGAACUGGAUCCCGAACCCGCAGAUGAAUUUCCUUCUGUCUCCGAGUACAAGAAUGACGACUCCUCAGAAGCUGCUUCGCUUGAACGUCCCCAGUCCAUAGACCACGUCGACUUUCUACCAAUUCUAGAGAGGGAAACAGUCCUUGGGACACCCAUGGAGGCUGGUUACAUGUGUGACUUUUCGAGCAUAACAACCCAGAACAUUCCGGGACCCGAGGUUCCUCUAAUGCCAGUGGACCAGGUACCCUCCUCGGCAGAACUUGGAGACUCGUGCUCACCACAGAGGUUCGAAACGAAUUUCAAUGAAAGCGAUCCAGUAUCGAAAGCCUCUCCCCCUGUGUCUGGUGCUGAAACUGAGGAGCUACAGCCUGAGUCUGUGCACAACCUGAUACCUGGGUCUGAGGUUCGAGUAUCUCUGGAUCACAUAAUCGACGACGCACUGGUGGUGUCCUUUCAGUUAGGCAAGAAAAUCUUCUCCGGGGUUCUGAUGGACCUAUCUAAAAGGUUUGGACCCUAUGGAAUUCCAAUCACUCUGUUCCCGGAGAGAGAAUACAAGGAUACACCCGAACCUAUGCAGCUAAAGAUGGAACAACACCAGCCAGAGACCGAGAAUGUGGAAAAGCCAGUCCAGGAAAACCCUGAUGGCCAAGUUGCCACAGUGCCCGAACCAAACCCUGACCCCCAGACUAACCCAUGGACUUCAAAACCUCCCCCACUGUUUCAGGAAGGCGCCCCUUACCCUCCCCCUUUAUUCAUCAGGGACACCUACAACCAGUCGAUACCUCAGCCGCCUCCCCGCAAGAUCAGGCGGCCCAAGCGCAGGCUGUACCGCGAGGAGCCCACCUCCAUCAUGAACGCCAUCAAGUUGCGGCCCCGUCAGGUGCUCUGUGACAAGUGCAAGGGCGCUGUCACGACAGUGGACAAGAGGGAGCCGCGCAGAGGCCCCGUGUCGGACUCUAGGAGCGAGGAUGCCAAGCGGAGACGCAACGACAGCGCUGUCAGCAAGCGGCCGCGCAACGACCCCCGCUCAGAGGAGAAGAGCCGUGCUGCUGAGGUGACCAAACGGCAGGUCUCCUCUUCUUCCUCCUCUCUGGGCCAGGUGAAGGGCGGAGCUGGAGGGAACAGGGUUCUGAGGGCGACCUCCACCACAACAUCAUCACCGCCGGUGAACAGCGGCUCCAGAGUCCAGCUCAAUGCCAAGAAAGUGCUGCAGAGCAAAAAUGUUGAUCACUCCAAGGCCCGGGAGGUGCUGAAACUGGCCAAGGCCCAGAAGAGGCAGAGGGAGACUACGGUAAUCACUGACAGCAGUGGCAACGCCAAGACGAUGACGAGGGCAGCCGCCCUGCAGGAGGCCCACGCCCACCAGAAGGUCCACUUCACUCGGCGGCUGCAGCAGAUCAGCGGGGUGGGACCAAGCAGUGCCACCCCUCUCCCACCCAGGCGGCUGCAGCAGAUCAGCGGGGUGGGACCAAGCAGCGCCACCCCUCUGCCACCCAGGAUGCGCAUCAAGCCCCAAAGGUACCGUAAUGAAGAGAACGACUCUUCUACAUGUAAGCUGCCUUGCCUGGAGAAAGUGCCGGGAAGUGGCUGUUUGUCCCCUCCAAAGCCAGACGCGCCCCGCUGCACCCCCACAUGCUCCUCCUCCUCCUCCUCCUCCUCCUCCUCCUGCUCCACAGGCCAGGCCGCUGCUGCUGAAAGCCAGGGCCCAGAUAACGGGCCAGAACCUGAGGUUUGUCCUCAGCCCCAAGUGGAGCCCCCCACAGCCACGGAGCACGGUGACCCCAAGGCGGAGCCGGAGGAGCAGGAGGAGAGGCGGGAGACGCGUGGCAGCAAGGCUGGCAACCUUGUCGUUUUCAUGAACCUUAACCCCGGCCAGCCGGACUCCUCUAAUACCUCUAUGUGCAGCGUUGAUAGUGCAGACGACUUAAAGUCCUCAGACUCAGAGUGUAGCUCUACGGAGAGCUUUAACUUUCCCCCUCCCGGUCGCCCCUCGCCCCCCGUCCCCGGCACGUCCUCAGCAGUCGCUGACCCGUCGCCUGCCCCUACGGAAGAGAAAAAGCCCUGUAAAUCUCAGAAAGUGUUUUCUAAAAAUGUGUCUAAGUGUGUCUCUCUGGAGGGCAGGACCAUUUGCGUAGGGGACAUUGUUUGGGCCAAAAUAUAUGGCUUUCCCUGGUGGCCAGCCCGCGUCUUAGGUAUCCAGAUCAGCCGUAAAGAUAAUGGGCUCUUAGUCAGGCAGGAGGCCCGUGUCGCCUGGUUCGGUUCACCCACCACCUCCUUCCUGGCUCUUGCACAGGUCGCCCCUUUUCUAGAAAGCUUCCAGUCACGCUUCGACAAGAAGAGAAAGGGCUUGUACCGUAAAGCCAUCACAGAGGCCGCCAAGGCUGCCAAGCAGCUCACUCCCGAGGUUCGCGCCUUGCUUACACAAUUCGAGACGUGAGGUGGUGUGCUUUGGGGGGAAAAGGAAAGGUAGGCAAAAAUGGCACCCACUCCCCCCCCCCCCCCCCCUGCAUCUCUCCCCUGCUCGUCACCUACAGGGCCCCCUCACCUUCCAGGGAGAAAGAAACUAAAUAUUUCAGGCCAGAACACAACCAGUAAUCUUUUUUUUGUUGUUUUUUGUACGCUUGAAAAGGGACUGGAUGGUAUGGGGUUAUGAACCUUGCUGGGUAAAUAAGGAUGGCAGUGUAUUUUUACUUUAUCAAGGAUCACCUUUUCCAACCUGGUGGAAAUCUGGUAAUUGUAUAUUUUAGGAACAUUUUUAUUCACUGGUCAGUGAUUUGGAAUAUUCUCCUUUUACUUCUUAAAUUGAAGCCUUUAAAUGUCACUCUUUGUGCAAAGAAACUUCCGUCAUGUUUUAACACAAACGGGUUCACAGGUUGAUCGAUCGAGUUCCGCUGCCAAUUGUCAAAAUCUUAAGAGACAAAAGGGUAUUUCUUUCAGUCUAUGCAACAAACGGUUCAGUGUCAGAUACUGUGAAUGGAAAGAUACAGGAUCUGAGCAGGAGUAGAUAUUAUGCAUCCGUACGGGUGGAAGACAUGCUGUAGCUGUGAUGUGACCAGGAAAUGGACACUUGUGGAUUUGAAGAGAGAGCAGGCAUAGGGGCUCAUGUAUCUGCUGUACCUCGGACAUAGUCAUAGCUGCCUGACUGUGGGAGCUGCCUGGCUGUGGGAGCUGCCUGGCUGUGGGAGCUGCCUGGCUGUGGGAGCUGCCUGGCUGUGGGAGCUGCCUGGCUGUGGGAGCUGCCUGCCAGGACUUUCCAGACAGUUGAGCCUUGGUAGUGAGGAGCCUUUAAGCCAGACAUGCGAGCCGGGGUGGUGAGGAACCUUUAAGCCAGACAGGUGAGCCGGGGUGGUGAGGAACCUUUAAGCCAGACAGGUGAGCCAGGGUGGUGAGGAGCCUUUAAGCCAGACAGGCGAGCCGGGGUGGUGAGGAACCUUUAAGCCAGACAGGCGAGCCGGGGUGGUGAGGAACCUUUAAGCCAGACAGGUGAGCCGGGGUGGUGAGGAACCUUUAAGCCAGACAGGUGAGCCGGGGUGGUGAGGAACCUUUAAGCCAGACAGGUGAGCCGGGGUUGUGAGGAACCUUUAAGCCAGACAGGUGAGCCGGGGUAGUAAGGAACCUUUAAGCCAGACAGGCGAGCCGGGGUGGUGAGGAGCCUUUAAGCCAGACAGGUGAGCCGGGGUGGUGAGGAGCCUUUAAGCCAGACAGGUGAGCCGGGGUGGUGAGGAACCUUUAAGCCAGACAGGUGAGCCGGGGUGGUGAGGAGAGGAGGAUGGUGUGCUGCUCCUCAUCCCCUCUCAAAAUAGAGAUGGCUAUUGAUACAGUGCCCCCCCACCCCCACCCAUAUUUCUACAGUGCUACUACAUACUCUAGUUCCCUUGACUCUCUUCUCAGCCUCCACACUCCUCCAGUCUCUGUUCUUCUAUCUGACUGUGUCCUGUCUACCUAAUGCUCUACUGAGUUAUCCAAGACUGUUCUAGUCCUACUUCUCUAAUCUUCCUAGCUAGCGCCUUGGUUUUUCAUACAUAAAAUGAUGCCCAGUUGUUUUAAAAUCACUGAUUUAAUGAAUUGUCUGCAUCGGGACAUUUUCAAUAAACAUUUAGUUGAUGCAGCGAAAGCUUCCCAUUCCAAUGAUAUUGAGUCGACUAGCUUUGGCCGUGGGAAGCCAUUUUAGUUACUCCUCACAUAGACCGAUGUGAUAUGGUAGCACGUUAUAUGGGAGUGACUAUAUUUUUUUGCCAGUUGUGUUAAACUUUUACUAUGGGUUUGCCAUAUCUUGUUGAUUUAUUACGUUUUCCAGUGAUUUCUCAGUUUCCGUUGUUAGACCCACCCACUUGACCCUAAUUUGAAGUGGGAAAUGUGUGUGGAUUUUUAUUUGGUGCGUCUGAACUUUAUCUUCUAUCACUUCCUUCACUGCUUGGCUAAUCUCGUACGACUGUGAAUCUUGAUUUUAUAUAUUAUGUACAGUACAAUCUGUAUCAAAUUAUUUAGAGCUUUCAUGAUGAUUCAUGUUAAAGGGUUUUCUUUAGUGUGACUGAGGGGAGGGCGGGAUGAGGCUAUCCUGGCUGUGGGGGGGGGGGGGGGGGGGGGGGGGGGGGGUGACCUAUCCUGCCUGAAAGGGGCGGGGGGGGGGGGGGGGUGAAGAUGAUCUGUUCUGUAAUUAUGGGUUCACUUCAGAUUUGACCACUUCAUCACAAAAAUGAUGAAUUACAUUUCCUAAAUAUGUUACUAGCCACUCUGACUAAAUAUGAAACGUACAUACAGUAAAGACUAACAUUGCCUCACUUUUGCCCUUUUGGCCCGAACAGGUAGAGAUCAGAUGCCUCUUGCUUGGUAGCACACACACUGACCUGACCAUGGUUACAAGCAGAGACAAGUAUGGUUAUGACAGUUGGCUCUGUUUCUUUCUGACCUCUAUCAUCUGUUUGCAGAUCAGAGAAUGCUGUAUAGGAGACAACAACAAAAAAACACGUUGAAAAGUAACAUUUGAUGAACACUUGUGUAAAUGUUUUCUGCUGUUUUUUAAAAAGUAUAUAAAUAAAAUGUAAAGUUUAAAGAAUCUG